Messenger RNA from Hibiscus syriacus, 1771 nucleotides. RefSeq names its product probable aminotransferase ACS10. Gene Ontology annotation, molecular function: aromatic-amino-acid:2-oxoglutarate transaminase activity; pyridoxal phosphate binding; L-aspartate:2-oxoglutarate transaminase activity. The coding region runs from base 116 to 1735 and encodes 539 amino acids. Gene Ontology annotation, biological process: amino acid metabolic process; biosynthetic process. NCBI's taxonomy places the organism in Eukaryota, Viridiplantae, Streptophyta, Magnoliopsida, Malvales, Malvaceae. The record is from RefSeq and is a predicted model, not a curated record. The transcript is spliced from 4 exons.
GAGACCACAAAACUAUUGCUUCUAUUCGUCCAUUAAACAUUAAUCGGGAAACGCAGAAAAAAAAAUCCAUUUUCCGGUAUUUUUUUUAGUUAUAUGUGAUCAUGACUUCACAGCCAUGACGCAAACCCGAUAUUAUCUAACUCGGAGCCCCGAACCCGAAAAGGAGAAAAGCAGAGGGGGAGGAGGGGGAACCGCCAUGAGAGUAAUAGUUCCUCUACAAGGCGUUGUUCAAGGAAGAGGAGGUCUAGUUUUAGGCUCCUUAAUCCCUUGCGCGCUCUUUUACUUUCUCCAAUUCUAUUUGAAGAGAAACCGCGAUGACACGAAUGACCAGAACGAAUCCAAUUCCCCGCCCCAGAACCCAACGCCGUCGUCCGACCAGCUGACGGAGCUUCCUACGCUAACACGUAGUCUGUCUCGGGCUUUUCUGUCGCCGAGAAAUCCAAGUGGACCUGUUCCGAUUGCAGCUCGCGUUAGUGGGAUUGUGAAGGGUGCGGAUUCUCCAUAUUAUAUAGGAUUGAGGCGGGUCAAGGAGGAUCCUUAUGAUGAAUUGGAUAAUCCGAAUGGGGUCAUCCAACUGGGUUUAGCAGAAAACAAGUUGUCGUUGGAUUUGGUUAAGGACUGGCUAGCUGAGAAUGCGAGCAAAGCGAUAUUGGGAAACGGAAAAGAGCUGAGCAUUAGCGGCAUUGCAACUUACCAGCCUUUUGAUGGAUCGAUGGAGUUUAAAGUGGCUGUGGCAGGAUUCAUGUCUCAAGUCAUGGAGAAAGAUGUUUCAUUCAAUCCUUCACAGAUAGUGCUGACUGCUGGUGCAAACCCUGCAAUUGAGAUUCUUAGCUUCUGCUUGGCAGAUACUGGAAAUGCAUUUCUUGUUCCAACACCGUGUUACCCCGGUUUGGACAGGGAUGUAAAAUGGCGAACUGGGGUUGAAAUAAUCCAUGUUCCUUGCCGAAGUGCUGACAACUUCAAUUUAAGUAUAGCUGCUCUUGAUAGAUCCUUCAACCAGGCAAAGACAAGAGGGCUGAAAGUGCGUGGGAUUAUAAUAUCGAACCCCUCAAAUCCUGUUGGCAGUCUUCUAAGUCGGGAAACGCUUUACAGCCUGCUAGACUUUGCCAGAGAGAAGAACAUCCAUAUUGUCUCUAACGAAAUAUUGGCUGGUUCUACUCAUGAAAAUGAAGAAUUCAUAAGCAUGGCAGAAAUCAUUGAGCAGGAAGAUAUUGACAGGAAAAGAGUCCACAUUGUGUAUGGUUUGUCAAAAUAUCUUUCUCUUCCAGGCUUUCGGGUUGGUGUUAUCUACUCUUUUAAUGACGACGUUAUGGCUGCUGCUAAAAAGUUGACAAGAUUCUCGGCCAUUUCAGCUCCAAGCCAACGUCUGCUUAUUGCCAUGCUAUCUGAUACGAGGUUCAUUCAAACAUUCAUUACCACAAACAGGGAGAGGCUUCAAAGGAUGUAUGUUCAGCUUGUUGCAGGACUGGAAAAAAUGGGCAUAAAGUCCAUAAAAAGCAGUGGGGGUUUCUACUGUUGGGCUGACAUGAGCGGGCUAAUCAGCUCUUACAGUGAGAAAGGAGAAUUUGAGCUUUGGGAUAGAUUGCUGAAUAUAGGCAAGCUCAAUGUAACUCCAGGAUCCUGUUGUCAUUGUAUCGAACGGGGAUGGUUCCGCUUCUGUUUUGCCACUUUGACAGAGAAAGAUAUCCCUGUUGUUAUGGAAAGGAUUCAGAAAGUUUUGAAACCUGUAAAUUGAAUAGUUGAAAUGCUGUUGAUUAAUUCUGUCAUUUUA